Molecule: messenger RNA, 692 nt
Organism: Aspergillus pseudotamarii
Lineage: Eukaryota; Fungi; Ascomycota; Eurotiomycetes; Eurotiales; Aspergillaceae
Exons: 1
Coding region: 185-448 (87 amino acids)
Source: RefSeq, a predicted model, not a curated record
CGUUGCCUCACCAAACAUUCUUGUCCUCGGGCAGACCAUUUACCCAAUCGGUACCGUGCUACGCCGGUUGAGCAACCCAGAGAUAACGCCAGAUCCAGCAUGUCUCAGUAUCGUCUACUCAGUUGACCAUAGACUAGUUUGCUUCCUAGACGCCAAGACAACUGUACCAUGGGUGGGCGAUAAUAUGUAUGGAAGAACUUUUAAAACAGUUCAUCCUCAAGGAGCUAAGUUGGCAUGGACUACUUUCUCACUGCUUGCUUUCACCGCAGUUGGGUAUACUUCAAGUGAUUUCUAUAUUAGGACUGAAACCACACAGCCUUCCGUACAGACCCGGUCGCUGAAGUUGACUGCCCCACAGUUAUCGUCGACAUACGAUACUACCUUGACCACAGAAACGACGCUAUCUUGGAUCAUCUUCUGUGUUGCCCUGCAGCAACUGUCCCUUUGAGCCGGCAGAGAGUCUUUAGAGUUUCCAGUGCGUUUUCCUUACUGAUCUUUUUUUGCUGUUGCUGCAGUCGAUGUUAAUAACAACCAUGCUGCCUGCAUCUACCGGCUUACUGUCUCCGGGAGCUUCGGCAACGAGCGGCAGUAGGCGUGUGAAGCUCCACUUUAAUUCCAUCAUUUUCUUGUUACCAAGGGUUCAUCUUUUCUUGCUACACAGUGUGCCUAGGAAGAUUUCUCGCAGUAUCCCC